AUGGACGCCUCCGCCGCCACUUCCUCGGCCGAGCCCAGCCCGAGUUCGGAGCUCCGGCUCAACGGGGCAUCCCAGGAUCCGAAUCGAACUGGGCCGGUUCAGAAUUCGACGGCGAGGUACAAGCUAAUUGCGCCGGCAAAGCUUCCGAUCUCGAGGUCGCCGUGCAUCACGAUUCCUCCGGGACUGAGUCCGACGUCGUUCCUGGAAUCGCCGGUUCUUCUUUCCAACAUGAAGGUGGAGUCUUCACCAACUACAGGGUCCCUCCGCAAUCUUCAACAAACAGCACAUGGUUCUAUGGCUUCUGCUGCCUCUGCUACAUUUGCAGUAACCACUGCAUGCUUCAAUACCAAUACUGUUGAUGACAGGAAAUCAAGCUUCUUUGAGUUCAAACCUCUCAACAGGUUGAAUAUGGUUCCUUCAGACUUCAAUAACCAUGUUUUCAAACAAUCUACUCAAGUAGAAGGUCCAGGAAAAUCUCAAUCGUUUCCUUCCUCACCAUUAGUUGAAAAUGAAAUAGCAGUCCCUUCUAACGAAUUAAGUCUAUCAUCACCUGUACAAAAGGUUAAUUCUAGUCCUAGUCCUCCUGUUGAUGUUGAUUUGGACGACAUUAACCACAAAGGCAACACAGCUACUGGGCUUCAAGCAUCGCAUGUUGAGGUUAGAGGCAGUGGACUUUCAGUUGCAGCUGAGAAAACAUCUGAUGAUGGAUACAAUUGGCGAAAAUACGGGCAAAAACUUGUUAAAGGAAGUGAAUUUCCACGCAGUUAUUACAAAUGUACACAUCCAAACUGUGAAGUGAAAAAGCUUUUUGAACGCUCUCAUGAAGGUCAAAUCACUGAGAUAAUUUACAAGGGAACACAUGAUCAUCCUAAACCUCAACCAAGCUGCCGAUACUCUACUGGUACUAUUAUGUCUAUUCAAGGAGAGAGAUCUGAUAAGGCUUCUUCUUUGGCUGGCCUAGAUGACAAAUCAUCCACCAUGUAUGGUCAGGUGUCUCAUGCUGCUGAGCCCAACAGUACUUCUGAGCCAUCACCUGUGGCAACAAAUGAUGAUGCUUUAGAGGGUGCUGGGUUUGUGUCAAACAGGAUUAGUGAAGAUGAUGAUGAUGAUCCCUUCUCAAAGCGAAGAAAAAUGGAACUUGGAAAUGUUGAUAUCACUCCUGUAGUUAAGCCUAUCCGAGAGCCACGGGUUGUUGUACAAACUUUGAGUGAGGUUGAUAUAUUGGAUGAUGGGUAUCGCUGGCGUAAGUAUGGCCAGAAGGUGGUGAGAGGCAAUCCUAACCCAAGGAGUUAUUACAAGUGCACAAAUGCAGGUUGCCCUGUCAGAAAACAUGUGGAAAGGGCAUCUCAUGAUCCAAAAGCAGUGAUAACCACAUAUGAGGGUAAACACAAUCAUGAUGUACCAGCUGCAAGGAAUAGCAGCCAUGACAUGGCAGUAGCAGCAGCUGGACAGACAAGGAUUAAGUUGGAAGAAAGUGAUACCAUUAGCCUUGACCUUGGGAUGGGCAUUAGCUCAGCUUCUGAACAUAGAUCAAACGCACAAGGGAAAACAUUGCACUCAGAAUUUGGGGACACUCAAACUCACUCCAGUCAUUCCAAUUUCAAGUUUGUUCAUACUACCUCAGCUCCAGUAUACUUUGGUGUUCUAAAUAACAGCUCUAAUCCCUAUGGUUCUAGAGACAACAGGAGUGAGGGUCCAGCUUUAAACCAUUCCUCGUAUCCUUGCUCCCAGAGCAUGGGAAGAAUACUAAUGGGUCCAUGA
Sphenostylis stenocarpa is the source of this 1761-nucleotide messenger RNA. Lineage: Eukaryota; Viridiplantae; Streptophyta; Magnoliopsida; Fabales; Fabaceae. The record is from the annotation of a GenBank genome assembly.